UGCUUCAUAUAAACAAUGCACAGUUUGUUUUAUGAUUUGGCUCAUUAAAUUAAAUUUUUACAUUUUACUUCGCAAAACAGGAAUGACUGUUGGAAGGGAUUUGAAGGGAGAACAUAAUAAUGUAGUGGCAGUUAUCGGCGACGGCGCCAUGACUGCCGGACAAGCUUAUGAAGCCAUGAACAAUGCUGGUUAUCUUAAUUCUGAUAUGAUUGUUAUUCUGAAUGACAAUAAUCAAGUCUCUCUACCAACUGCUGAUCUUGAUGGUCCAAUACCACCUGUUGGUGCUUUGAGCAAAACUCUUAGUAGAUUACAAUCAAACAAACAUCUUAGAGAACUUAGAGGUUGCCAAGGGAGUAACUAAACAAAUUGGUGAGCCUAUGCAUGAAUUUGCUGCAAAAGUUGAUGAAUAUGCUCUUAACCUAAUCAAAGGUUCUGCAUCAACACUAUUCGAAGAUCUUGGAUUUCGCUAUAUUGGUCCUAUUGAUGGCCAUAACAUUGAUGAUCUUGUUGACAUUCUCAAACAAGUUAAGAGUCCUAAGAAAACUGGUCUUGUAUUAAUUCAUGUUGUCACUGAAAAAGGCCUAGGAUAUCCAUAUGCAGAAAAAGCAGCAGACAACUACCAUGGUAAAAUAAGCAUUAACAUAUGGCAGUAGAAUUUUGGAGUUGUGUUGCCUUGAUUAUUGAGGCAUUAAGUUUCAGUUGUGUGGUAAUUGAAACUAUAGUUGUAUCUUGACUUUUUUUCAUGGCAUACCUUAUGCCCAUUUUAAUAAAUUGAAACUAUAGCAUAUCUUGAA
This is a messenger RNA of Trifolium pratense (red clover), 794 nucleotides long. RefSeq names its product probable 1-deoxy-D-xylulose-5-phosphate synthase, chloroplastic. Gene Ontology annotation, biological process: terpenoid biosynthetic process; chlorophyll biosynthetic process. The record is from RefSeq and is a predicted model, not a curated record. The transcript is spliced from 2 exons. NCBI's taxonomy places the organism in Eukaryota, Viridiplantae, Streptophyta, Magnoliopsida, Fabales, Fabaceae. Gene Ontology annotation, molecular function: 1-deoxy-D-xylulose-5-phosphate synthase activity. Gene Ontology annotation, cellular component: chloroplast. Bases 32 to 361 code for a protein of 109 amino acids.